Aplosporella prunicola CBS 121167 is the source of this 1608-nucleotide messenger RNA. RefSeq lists its product as uncharacterized. Bases 1 to 1608 code for a protein of 535 amino acids. Gene Ontology annotation, molecular function: carbohydrate:proton symporter activity. The record is from RefSeq and is a predicted model, not a curated record. The transcript has 8 exons. Gene Ontology annotation, cellular component: membrane. Lineage: Eukaryota; Fungi; Ascomycota; Dothideomycetes; Botryosphaeriales; Aplosporellaceae. Gene Ontology annotation, biological process: carbohydrate transport; transmembrane transport.
AUGCCUUACUUCGGCCUCACAGGAGGAUGGCUGACUUUCUGGGUCACUGUCGCCUGCGCGACAGACAUGACGCUUUUUGGUUAUGAUCAAGGAGUGUUUGGUGGUGUUGUUGUCACAAAUGACUUUCUUGACACACUCGGCCUCAAUGGACACACAACGCUGGUCAGCACCGUCACGGCCAUCUACGAUGUAGGCUGUUUCUUCGGAGCAAUCACGGCCUUCGUAAUCGGCGAUCCUCUUGGACGUAAAAAAUGCGUCCUCAUAGGUACUACGAUCAUGUCCAUUGGCGCUAUUUUACAGACCUCCUCGUUUACUCUAGCGCAGAUGUUUGUUGGACGGGUUAUCGCAGGCAUCGGGAACGGAAUCAACACAGCUACCGCACCAGUCUGGCAAGGCGAGACCUCGAAAGCAAGCUGGCGUGGAAAGCUGAUUGUCAUCGAAAUGAUCCUCAACAUCUUCGGCUUCAUGUUGUCCAAUUGGGUGACAUUUGGAUUCUCAUAUCUGGGCGGAUCCGUAUCCUGGCGCUUCCCUCUGGCUUUCCAGUUUAUCUUCAUCUUUGUUCUUUACGCUACGGUUCCAUGGCUGCCUGAGUCUCCCAGAUGGCUCAUCGGACGCGGCAGAGUCACCGAAGCCGAACGGAUCAUAGCAGACCUCGAGGCACUGGACAUGACUGAUCCCUUCGUGGUUACUGAGUCCAAGGAUAUCCAAUGGUCCGUCCAGUAUGAGCGAGAAAACUCGGUACGCUGGCGGGACCUUUUGCGUGGCCGCACCGGUCAACAAGGAGGAACCUGCACCAUCCGCCGUCUCAUCCUAGGAAUGGGAACGCAAGCAAUGCAACAGUUGAGCGGAAUAAAUGUAACGAGUUAUUAUUUGCCAACGGUUCUAAUAGAGUCUGUGGGGCUGUCGAACCGGAUGGCGCGGUUGCUCGCGGCGUGCAACUCAGUGAGCUACCUGCUCUUCAGUUUGAUCGGAAUCCCCAACGUAGAACGCUGGGGACGCCGCAAGAUGAUGAUGUACGCAGCCGCAGGCCAAUGCUUCUGCUAUUGCAUCAUUACAAUAUGUAUUCGCUACACGGAUCCCAAGUUUUCGACCUCGGAGCAAUGGGCUGAGGCAUCCAUUGCUUUCUUCUUCUUGUACUACGUAUUCUUCGGCAUUGGCUGGCAGGGUGUGCCAUGGCUAUAUCCAACCGAGAUCAACAGUUUGAGUAUGCGUACCAAAGGCGCUGCUCUUGGGACAGCGACAAACUGGAUCUUCAAUUUCAUGGUGGUCGAGAUCACGCCUCCCGGUAUCAGGAGCCUAGGUUGGCAAUUCUACAUCAUCUGGACCGUCUUCAACGGCGCGUUCGUGCCCAUCACGGCAGACCGCUCGCUGGAGGACCUGGAUCGCCUCUUCAUCGAAAACCACGACAUCUUCGUCUUCCGCCACAAGGACGCCAUCUCCGAGAAACGUCCCGUCAAGUUUAUUGAGCAUGAGAAGGAGGAGAUUCGCCGGAACAGCAGCAUCAGGCCUGAAGAGGUGUCUGCGGUGGCGGAGAAGCAUCGGCGAGAUACUUUGCGGUCGUUCCAGGAUGGAGAGAAUAGGGGCAGGGGCAGAGUGGAGUCGGUUUAA